AUGGACAUCGUCACGAAUAACUUGUCUACCAGUGCCUCAAAUAACCAGCAAACUAUAACAGACAAUCUUCAGUUUGAAGAUAUUGGCUUCCAAAAUAUUCAAACCCAACUGUCCUUCUCCCUCGACCCUGAUUUGUCUACCACAAUACCGAAUAGCUCCAACAAUGAAAGCUAUCAAGAAGUAUCUUACCGUCGACUUUAUCAAAUUUACCGUCUUCACACCAGGAUUCAGGAUCUAGUGGCCUUCUUUUCUUCCCCGUCUACCCAGACUUUAAUAAACACAAUACCACCUAACCGUGAUGCAACACUAUCUGAAAUUCUCAGUGCUACUGACGAACUUGUCCAAAUCAUCAGCACGUCUGGAUCUGAGAUUGAUAUCUGCAGUGAUAUUUCCCAGGAUAGACCAUCGCACUGCCAAUCAUACAACCAGCCGGCCAUCGCCUUCCCUUGUUACACCAGCCCAAGUUCUCGACCCUUGAGUUUUCCAAUCAUUAUAUCUAGCUACACCAAUCUUCUCCAGAUAUAUGAGCCUGUCAUUACAGACCUAUUCACUUUGAUCCAAAGACUACCAUCCUCAUCCCCAUCCCAACAGCAACGAUGGCUCAACAGUCCUACUGGAGUUUUACUCCAAGCGGCAGAAAUUCUACCCGGGAGACUGAGAGUCCUAUCCGACAAGGAGCCAAAUGUCUAUUUUCUCGCGAGUCUGGUCUCUCAGUCUGUCGAACGACUACGGAAUGCAAUCUGGAGCUAUUUGCGGAUGUUGUUCCCAGAACAACGUAGCCAAAAUCUCAUACAUGCAACUGUGGGUUCACAUUCCCAGUUAACGGAGAGGGUACCACCAGACAUGCGCUAUAGAGAGCAAAGAAUUCUAGCGUGGCUUCAUGCGGUUAACAACAUGCAAUCAGAGCUAUCGUUAUACUAG
This is a messenger RNA of Trichophyton verrucosum HKI 0517, 921 nucleotides long. RefSeq lists its product as uncharacterized. The record is from RefSeq and is a predicted model, not a curated record. Lineage: Eukaryota; Fungi; Ascomycota; Eurotiomycetes; Onygenales; Arthrodermataceae. The transcript has a single exon. The coding region runs from base 1 to 921 and encodes 306 amino acids.